UAUAUAAAUCGCGUGAGAUUUCUAGGGUUUGUCAUUUACAAACCAAAAGAGCUUACAAAUCUCCGUUACCGACUCUCUUGCUAUUCAACUCUAUCUCCGGCGAUUAGCUGUCGACCUCUUCGGUGAAUCUCUGGUCAGAUGCGAAUCAGUGCUCCUUAAUUCGGGUGUGUUACUAGUUCAUUUGCUGAUACUGUUAUGAUGAUUCUGAAACUUAGGUUUGUGUAUUUAUCGGUGAAGUCGAUUAGAUUGGUGAGACUUGAAUAUACGUUUUCACGUAUGAGGGGGGCAUCAAAAUGGGUCAGCUGGAACACAUUCAAAAUAAAUUACACUCAUCAGUACAAAUGGGAAUAAUGGGACCGGGGAUCAAUGAUCCUGCAUUGCAGGAGAUGGCAAUGAUGGGGCUGGGUUCCACUGAUACACAAUCACUUCAGAUCUCAGUAUCAAGCAACCAGGCACAGCCACUGGAAAAUGUAAAUAUGGCUGAUAACUGUGUCUUGCAGAAAUUCUCAGUAUCAAACAUGCAAAUGGGACAGAUGGAUCCACAGGCAUACAGUCUAGUGUCAAAACUGUUCUUGUCACCUAGCAAGCAACUAGGGGAGAUGGAAGCCAUGUUGAGCAGUGUGGGAUCCCAGCAGCCAUCAAUGUUGAGCAAGCGAAAGGCACCUGUAGAACCCACAUUCAGUAAUCCUGGGUUGCAGAAGUUAUCAAUGCCUAACAAGCGGGUUGCACAGAUAGAGAAUAGGCCAUGGCUGCAGAAAAUGUCUGCACCAAAUAAAUUACCAGUGCAGAUGCAAUCCCAGUCCAUUUCUAACAAUUCAGGUUUGCAGCGUUCACAAGCACCAUCUAAGAGAUCAACAUCUACCAAAGCUGGUCUGCAGCAGUUACCAGUUCAGAAAAACCAAAGUGGACAACGAUCUCCAAUGCUUCAAAAUGUGUCUUCCAAUUCUGUAAGGUCCAAGCUAAGGGAGUCAUUAGCAGCAGCUCUAGCAUUGGUUUCUCGGCGGCAGGAUAAAGCUUCAAGCAGCAGUAAGAACUCUAAUAAUGAGGAUGCUAGUACUGCAGGACCAAUACUGGAAAAUUCUCAACCUUCUGAAAAUGCUUCUGGGACUGCUGAUGUGUCUGAGGAGCACAAAGGAUCUUUGCCCACCAAGAUGGAUCCUUUAGCUCAGAAGUCUAAUGAUGGUGAACAUACAUCUCAAGAAAUUUCUUCUAGUACUGGUGAUUCUACAGAGACCUCAAAAAAUGAUGGCCAGACCUUUCAGUCAACUAUUGGUCUGCAUGAUGAGGAUGCUUCGUUUAGUGACAACUUUUUGGUUAAAGAUGAACUUUUGCAGGGAAAUGGGCUAUCCUGGGUAUUGGAACCCGAUAUGAGAGUGGAAGAAAAAAAGGAUGUUGGAACUGCCCAAAAACAGCCAGAUCCAGAGGUUUUCUGCAGGAACAGUGGAGAUCAAGUGGCUCUGUCCCCCCAAGUUUUGGCAUCUAAAAUUGAAGCCGAACUCUACAAAUUAUUUGGUGGAGUAAACAAGAAAUAUAAGGAGAAGGGCAGGUCUCUGUUAUUCAAUUUGAAGGAUCAUAAUAAUCCUGAAUUGAGAGAAAGAGUUAUGUCAGGAGAAAUCCCCCCUGAGAAACUCUGCUCUAUGACUGCAGAGGAGCUUGCAUCUAAGGAGCUUUCUCAAUGGCGGAUGGCAAAAGCUGAGGAGCUUGCUCAAAUGGUGGUAUUGCGUAAUUCUGAUAUUGAUAUGAGAAGAUUGGUGAAGAAAACACACAAGGGUGAGUUCCAAGUAGAAGUUGAACCUGAGGAUAGUGUCUCUGUGGAGGUUGCUGUUGGGGCAAGUUCACUCACUCGUAUGCAACCCAAACCAAAGCAGGACAUCUCUUUACCCUCCAAACCUGAUCAAAUGCAAGCUAAAGGAAAUGCUGUUAGUGAAAAGAGUUGUUCAGAGGACCAGAAUGUUCUCAUGAUCGCUUCUAGCGAAGGUACUGAUUUGAUGCAAAGGCUCAUGGUGGAUGAUGAACUGAAAGAUGCAGAAUUUCUUCCUCCAAUUGUCUCCCUUGACGAGUUCAUGGAAUCCCUUAAUUCAGAGCCACCAUUUGAAAAUUUACCAGUGGAUACUGGAAAAACUACACCUGCCUCUGAAAAGGAUGAUUCACAAGUUGUCUCGAAAUCCAAGUCUCCCGAUGCAACUCUAAGAGAUCUUGAUGAUAUUACCUCUGGUAAACCUGAUCUUACGGAUGUGAAGAAUACAAAAUUGGAUGCUGAUGGACAAUCCACCGGCUGUCUUGUAAAAUCAGAGGCAGCACCUUCCCUUGCCAUGCCUAAGGGUGAGCAUGUUUGGGAAGGCUUACUUCAGCUGAAUAUUUCGUUAACUGCAUCAGUUAUUGGCAUCUUUAAAAGUGGUGAAAAAACAUCUGCAAAAGAUUGGUCUGGCUUUAUUGAGAUAAAGGGGAGGGUCAGACUGAAUGCAUUUGAGAAGUUCCUUCAAGAGCUUCCAAUGUCCCGAAGUCGUGCUGUUAUGGUUCUACACUUUGUUUGCAAGGAGGGGUCAGCAGAUAGUGAGCGUGCAGGUUUUAGUGAGGUGUCUGAUUCGUACGUCAUGGAUGGGAGGGUGGGUUUUGCGGAGCCUGCUUCUGGAGUGGAACUCUAUUUCUGCCCACCUCUGUCAAAGACUAGCGAAUUGCUUGCAAAGGUCCUUCCAAAGGACCAAAUUGAUGCCCUUAAUGCUAUUGAUAAUGGUCUAAUUGGUGUUAUUGUAUGGAGAAAACCUCAAAUAACGUCAACAAUGUCACCCAACUCCGCAUCACCCCAUAAACACAAUUCAAAAAAGCAACACUCCUUUUCUAGGAGACGCCAAGAAAAGGAUGCUAAUGUAAAUGUGAAUCUCACGCCUAAACAGACCUUACCCAGUAAUGGACCUACUACCUACACUAGAGUUGAACCUGAUGACGAUGACGAUGAUGAUGUGCCUCCUGGGUUUGGCCCGCCGGCUGCUCGGGAUGAGGAUGACCUGCCUGAGUUUAACUUUUCAAGUGGUUCUGUUACAUCAGGGCCACAGUCAACUACCUAUAGUGUUACUCGGGGGCAAGGGAUGCCCCCCUUUCAACCACACUUACAAACACCAUCUCGCCCUGUAGAUCAAAUGAGGGAGCUUGUACAAAGAUAUGGACUUCCUAAAUCUAGUGCCCCUUCAGGGAAUUGGCAGGAUAAUAGAACAAUAGGGGUUGCAGUGCGGCCAUGGAAUGAUGACGAUGAUGACAUGCCUGAAUGGCAUCCAGAAGAAAAUAAACCACAGCUUCAGCCAGUACAUAUGCAUGACGUACAGCCGCCAAUUUUACGUGCCCAUAUGAUGCAGCAGAUCACAACCCCUCAAAUGGCUUCACAACCCGUGUCCUUGCGACCACCCCAAAUGAAUGUGAUUCAUGGCCCGCAGCAUACUGCCCCUUCAUGGCAGCAGGGCCCUCGGACGGUUCCCACCCCUGGCUCCCAUAACUUUGGUGCCUAUCAGUCCAACUACAGGGCAUCACCCGGACUUGAAGCAGGGCUGCAAGGCAUGGCUCGGCGUGGAGAUGCUCCCAAAAGUUGGGGGUUUUGAAAUCCUUUUCUUGUGCUGGAAAAGUUAGGUCUUUGUUUUUUUUGUAAUUUUUUUAUCGGCGUAUUUAAGUUAGUUCUGUUGUCUUGGUUUUUAGUUUGCAAAAUUGUGUAUGAAAAGGGCUGUCGAAGUGAAUGGGAAGUAAAUACAAAGGGUAAAGACUCUUUCAUAAAGAAUUGUCUUGGAGUUAUUGUUCAACAUUGCUAAUGGUGCAGUAUUUGGCAGUCUUCACAGCCGAGAAAUAAGGAAUAUCAACAUGAUACAUUAAACAUUAA
This is a messenger RNA of Hevea brasiliensis (rubber tree), 3862 nucleotides long. RefSeq lists its product as uncharacterized. Gene Ontology annotation, biological process: DNA-templated transcription. The transcript is spliced from 6 exons. The record is from RefSeq and is a predicted model, not a curated record. Lineage: Eukaryota; Viridiplantae; Streptophyta; Magnoliopsida; Malpighiales; Euphorbiaceae. Gene Ontology annotation, cellular component: nucleus. The coding region runs from base 294 to 3590 and encodes 1098 amino acids.